Molecule: messenger RNA, 2665 nt
Organism: Phalacrocorax carbo (great cormorant)
Lineage: Eukaryota; Metazoa; Chordata; Aves; Suliformes; Phalacrocoracidae
Source: RefSeq, a predicted model, not a curated record
UGUCACAUGACGCGCUUCUCUGCCCAUCCCACCCCCGCCGCUAUCACGUGGGCCGUGCCGGCGCGCGCUGCGCACCCCUGCCGGCCCCCUUUGACGCGCGGUGGAGGGGUAGGAGCCCAACGGCCGUAACGGUCCUAGCGGACCAGCGGUCCCGGCGCUGGCGGGGCACCUCGGAGGCAGCGGGAGCGCCCAGCCCGCCGGGGGAUGUGGCAGUGGCCGGCAUUGUUAUCUUACUUGUAGAAACGUCAUGACACACAGCAGCAUCAUGGUGGAUGUAGGCAAGUGGCCAAUAUUUACCUUACUAUCUCCUCAAGAAAUAGCAUCUAUUCGGAAGGCAUGUGUAUUUGGUACCUCAGCCAAUGAAGCUAUAUACAUAACGCACAAUGACGAGGUAUUUGUUUUUGGACUGAAUUGCAGUAAUUGUUUGGGAACAGGAGAUAAUCAGAGCACAAUAGUACCAAAGAAAUUAGAAGCCUUAUGUGGAAAGAAGAUUUCCAGUCUCAGUUAUGGAAGCGGACCCCAUGUUGUACUUUGCACUGAAGAUGGUGAAGUGUAUGCUUGGGGACAUAAUGGUUACAGCCAGCUUGGGAAUGGCACAACCAAUCAGGGCAUUACUCCUGUUCAAGUUUGCACAAAUCUGUUAAUAAAGAAAGUGGUGGAAGUAGCUUGUGGUUCUCAUCAUUCCAUGGCACUGUCGUUUGAUGGGGAUCUGUACGCUUGGGGCUAUAAUAACUGUGGCCAAGUUGGCUCUGGAUCUACAGCAAACCAGCCAACUCCUCGCAGAGUUUCAAACUGUUUACAGGGUAAAAUGGUAGUUGGCAUUGCUUGUGGUCAGACCUCCUCCAUGGCUGUAGUAAACAAUGGUGAGGUUUAUGGCUGGGGUUACAAUGGCAAUGGUCAGCUAGGUCUUGGAAACAACGGCAAUCAACUAACGCCAUGCAGAGUGGCAGCGUUACAUGGAGUGUGUAUACUCCAGAUUGCCUGUGGCUAUGCGCACACACUAGCACUAACAGAUGAGGGUUUGCUCUAUGCCUGGGGAGCUAACACUUAUGGGCAGCUGGGAACUGGCAAUAAAAGUAACCAGCUAAGCCCGGUGCAGAUCAUGAUGGAAAAAGAAAGGGUUGUGGAGAUUGCAGCCUGCCACUCUGCUCACACGUCUGCUGCCAAGACCCAGAGCGGCCAGGUGUACAUGUGGGGCCAAUGCCGUGGGCAGUCAGUGAUCCUUCCCCACCUCACUCACUUUGCCUGCACUGACGAUGUGUUUGCUUGCUUUGCUACCCCUGCUGUUAUGUGGCGUCUUCUGUCAGUAGAGCAUGAAGACUUUUUAACAGUAGCAGAGUCUCUGAAGAAAGAGUUUGACAGCCCAGAAACCUCAGACCUGAAGUUCCGUGUGGAUGGAAAGUACAUCCACGUCCACAAAGCUGUUCUGAAAAUCAGGUGUGAACACUUCAGAACCAUGUUCCAGUCAUACUGGAAUGAGGAUAUGAAGGAAGUGAUAGAAAUAGACCAGUUUUCUUAUCCUGUGUAUCGUGCCUUUCUUGAGUACUUGUAUACAGACAGUGUUGACCUUCCGCCUGAAGAUGCAAUAGGGCUUUUGGAUUUGGCUACUUCGUACUGUGAAAAUAGACUGAAAAAACUGUGUCAGCACAUUAUCAAGAGAGGAAUUACUGUGGAAAAUGCAUUUUCAUUGCUCUCUGCUGCUGUCAGAUAUGAUGCAGAGGACUUAGAGGAAUUCUGCUUUAAGUUUUGUGUCAAUCAUUUGACGGAAGUGACACAAACUACAGCAUUUUGGCAAAUGGAUGGUCCCCUGCUAAAGGAGUUCAUUGCUAAAGCCAGUAAAUGUGGAGCCUUUAAGAACUGAAAUGAGGCUGUAAGUUACAUGUGUCUGUAGGGUUUUUUGCAGUUGUAACAGGAUGUCGUAACUGUCCGGGUGGAAGCGAGCGUUACCUGUUCUCUUGUACCAGAAAGGCCACAGGGAAAACAAAUGUUUCCAGUGCUCAGGAGCGAACUGUUCUAAAACCAUCAAGCAAAAUAUUCGCUUGCAUUUAGCAAACCUGGAUGGUGGAGCCAGCCCAAGAUCCCAGACAGAGAGAGGAAAGGCUGCAGGGUGCAACGGACGCCAGCCGGUGUUAAGGACUCGCCUUUUUAGCCUAGGAAUUCUCAGAUCUAGCACCACUUGUUAAUGAUUUCAAUGUACUUCCUGAGGUUGGAGAAUAGUCUGACCUGAGCCACUGAAUGAUGUCACUUAAAUCACUAACUCCCUGGGAUUACAGAGGAGCAAAUGGCGUGGAUAUCUCUUACUGCAUCUGUGUGACUGUGAAUGAAUUUGCCAUUUGCUGUGUCUAAUUAACCAAGUGUAUUCGGUGCUUAGAAAAGUGCAAAAAUACUAUAUCCUCAAAGCCUGCGCAAGUGACGUGGAAGAAAGGGGUAGCUAGCAAAUCUGAUUGGAAGUAAAUCUCUAUAUUUGGGUAUUCCUUAAUAAAAGUUGUAGCAUGUACUUUGUGUAAUCUGUUCAAGCGAUAGUUGUAAUGGUUAAUGAUUAAAAAUUCCAUCUGCAGUGACUUCAGAUUACGCUGGUUCCCCUGGAGGGGCAGGGAAAGUGGGGGUUUUGCAUUUAAGUGUUGUAUAAAUUUAAACUCUAUGUAAUAAAAUUUACUCUUUUUUU